GUUCGAACGCGGAGCUGCAGUGUUUCACCCCCCGCGACAGUCUGAAGUCCAGUCGGCAGAGAGCUGCACAUCAUGGUCCCUGGCGUUGCGUUCACGGCCCGCUGCUUUCCCGCAGCUUUAAAGUGUUUGCGGACACCGUGGACAAGUCGCGCGGGACUCCCCGCAGCUGCUCGUUUCAUUCAUGUGGACGGACCGCCAGUUGUUCCCACGCUCACGACCAGCUAUGCGCACGGCACAUCCUCCACACCGCUGCUGCACGACACAGUCGGAGGUAUGCUGCAGAAGAGCACGGAGCGGCAUCCCGACAAAGAGGCCGUCGUCUUUGUGCAAGAUGGAGUCCGCAAGACUUUUGCACAGUUUCAGCAGGAGGUGGACCAGGCUGCUGCCGGGCUGCUGGCACUUGGACUAAAGAAAGGAGACCGCCUUGGUAUGUGGGGGCCCAACAUUUAUGAAUGGAUCCUGUUCCAGUUUGCAACAGCCAAAGCUGGCAUUAUUAUGGUGUCUGUGAACCCAGCCUAUCAGCUUCAGGAGGUGGAGUUUGCGUUGCGUAAAGUGGGCUGUAAAGCAGUGGUGUGCCCCACGCAGUUCAAAACUCAACAAUACUGUGACAUGUUGAGGAAGAUCUGUCCAGAAAUUGACUCGUCCAUUCCAGGAGACAUCCAAAGUGCCAGAUUACCGGAACUGCGCACUGUGAUCGUCACAGACAGUCGGCAGCCAGGAAUGUUUCACUUUGACGAUGUGAUGCAGGCGGCCGGCAGCCAGCACAUGCAGCAGCUGCAGGAUCUGCAGAAGAAGAUUGUCUUUGAUGACCCCAUAAACAUCCAGUUCACUUCGGGUACCACUGGAGUUCCCAAGGGCGCCACGCUGUCGCAUCACAACAUUGUCAACAAUGCUUACUUUGUUGGGAGAAGAGUGGGAUACCACUGGAAGCCUCAUACCCGUGUGUGCGUCCCGGUGCCGUUGUACCACUGCUUCGGAUCUGUGGGGGCAGGAAUUGUGAUGGCCGUCCACGGCACCACCAUCGUCUUUCCCUCUGCUGGUUAUGAUGGAAAGGCGAACAUUGCAGCAGUGGAGAGUGAAAGAUGCACGUUUAUCUAUGGCACUCCCACUAUGUAUGUGGACAUGAUCAACCAGCCAGACCUGAAUAAAUAUGACUUGUCAUCACUGGAAGGAGGCAUCAUGGCUGGCUCCCCGUGUCCACCAGAGCUUGUGAGGAAAGUUGUGUCUGUAAUGGGUGUCAAAGGAAUAACGAUUGCUUAUGGUGCAACAGAAAACAGCCCUGUGACUUUUAUUAGUUCCCCACUGGACAACAUGGAGAGGAAGUCGGAGACCAUCGGCUAUGUUUUGGACCACAUAGAGGCUAAAAUUGUGGACCCUACAACAGAGCAGGUGCUCCCUCUGGGGAUGUCGGGGGAGAUAAUGAUCCGAGGAUACUGUGUGAUGUUGGAAUACUGGAAAGAAAAAGGGAAGACAGACGAGUGCAUCACAGGAGCCCGCUGGUACAAAACUGGAGAUAUUGGCAGCAUGGACGGUUACAGCUACUGCAAAGUCAACGGCAGGAGCAAAGAUAUGAUCAUCCGAGGAGGAGAGAACAUUUACCCGGCUGAGAUCGAGCAGUUUCUGCACACGCAUCCCAAAGUGAAGGAGGCCCAGGUGGUUGGAGUUAAGGAUGCUCGCAUGGGUGAGGAAGUAUGUGCCUGCAUCAAGCUGGUGGAAGGUCAGGAAUGCACCACAGAGGAGAUCAGGGACUUCUGCAAAGGACAGGUUGCUCACUUUAAGAUCCCCCGUUAUGUCCUCUUUGUUGACAGCUUCCCCCUCACUAUUACUGGAAAGAUCCAGAAGCACAAACUUCGAGAGGAGGCUGAGGGUCGACUGGGAAUAAAGGGGGAAAAGUGAGGGGCUUCGUCCUGAUUGGACUAGAUUAUAGUCCUGCAUCUUAUGCAGGGACAGUAUAUAAGUUGUAAACCAGAAAGAUCAAUAGGUUUUAAAAACAAGCAGAACUUUUUAAACAUUCCAGCAUAAAACCUUUAGCCUUAACGUUUGUAUGAAACAUGUCAUGUGUCCAGAAACUGCGAUGCUGUUAUUAACAUAAAAUAAUCUUUGAACGGUGAGUGAAGUGAGUGCAAUAAGAAUAAUAUCAGGAAACUGUCCUUUAAAAGUCAGCUUUAAUUGAUCAUAUAGUGUCAAAUGGUCACAUAGAAGUGCAGAAUUGAUCUUACUCUGUUUUUAUAACAUGCUGAGCAGCAAAAUAGCUUUAAAAUUCCUCUUUUAUAUAUUUUCUUGAAAUAAAACUUUCCAAGUAAUUAAAGCCA
Oryzias latipes (Japanese medaka) is the source of this 2312-nucleotide messenger RNA. It is a transcript of the gene acsf2, whose product is annotated as acyl-CoA synthetase family member 2. The record is from RefSeq and is a predicted model, not a curated record. Gene Ontology annotation, molecular function: medium-chain fatty acid-CoA ligase activity. Gene Ontology annotation, biological process: fatty acid metabolic process. NCBI's taxonomy places the organism in Eukaryota, Metazoa, Chordata, Actinopteri, Beloniformes, Adrianichthyidae.